This is a messenger RNA of Cicer arietinum (chickpea), 1962 nucleotides long. Its product is annotated as E3 ubiquitin-protein ligase makorin-like. NCBI's taxonomy places the organism in Eukaryota, Viridiplantae, Streptophyta, Magnoliopsida, Fabales, Fabaceae. Gene Ontology annotation, biological process: protein polyubiquitination. Gene Ontology annotation, molecular function: metal ion binding; ubiquitin protein ligase activity. The record is from RefSeq and is a predicted model, not a curated record.
CAACAUUUCUUUUCUGGUUUAUGUUAUUUCCACCGUUUUCACAAUUUCCUAAAAUCUCACCCUUUCGUCUUCCACCAUGUCCAACAGGGUUUGCAAGUUCCAUGCCCGUGGGGUAUGUUUAAAAGGAGAGCAAUGUGAUUUUUCUCAUCAGAGAAAGGAUACUCCAGUUGAUGCAACUAUUUGCUCUUAUUAUCAGAAAGGGUCUUGUGCUUAUGGUAGUCGAUGCAGAUAUAAGCAUGUGAGACCUUCUGAAGCAUCAUCUUCAGCAUCUAUGGUUUCAGAUUCGGCUGUGCCUGUAUCUAACAGAUUUGGUAAAGUAUCAUCGAAUUGGGUUCCAAAGGGUACAAAAGUUCCUUCACCUGACAAGCGGGUAACAAAUUUACAACGCAAGCAUCAGGAAUUUAUCGGGAACAGUGACUUUGGUGAAUCCAGUACUGCUAGUGCUAGACCACAUGAACAAUUGUUUUGUAAAUAUGCCGCGGCCAACUGCCCCAAUAGAGAUAGAUGUACCCGUAUUCAUGGAAAUCAAUGCUUAUACUGUAGAAAAUAUUGCUUACAUCCUGUUGAUAAAAAGGAAAAAGAAAAUCAUUUGAGGACUUGUGACAAAAAGGAAAAGUACCUUCUUGCUUUGAAAAAUAGUGAAGAAAUUGAAUGCAAUGUUUGCCUGGAGCGUGUCCUUUCCAAACCAAAACCAUCUGAAUGUAAGUUUGGGUUGCUUCCAGAAUGUGAUCACGCUUUCUGUUUGUCCUGUAUCCGCAAUUGGCGUAGUAGUAGUGCUCCAACUUCUGGACUGGAAAUCAACAGUAUUAAUGCCAACACAGUUAGAACAUGCCCUGUUUGCCGCAAACUAUCAUAUUUUGUCAUUCCAAGUGGUAUUUGGUAUACUUCAAAGGAAGAAAAACAGGAAAUUAUAGAUAACUACAAGGAAAGUUGCAGAUUGAUUGAUUGCAAACAUUUUUCUGGUGGAAAUGGGAAUUGUCCAUUUGGGGCUGGUUGUUUCUACAAGCAUACAGUGAGGCCUGGCUCAUACACAUGGGUACACAACAGGCCACCACACAACAGGCCGCCGCCACCUCGUCGCAAUCAAAACAAUUUUGGUAUGAAUGAUGUGUUGGAAAUGCUCGGUGAAGUUGAUCUGUCAGGUGGAGAGUUUUAUUCCAUCAUGAGGGACAUGGAUAUUUUUGAGGGGAUGGAUCCAUUCGAGAUGAUGGCGAUAGCUGAUUCAUUGGCUGGUGGUUCGGCUCCUUGUAUGGGUCCUUUUGAUUCCAAUGAUGAGGGGGACGACGAGUUUGAUCUUUUUCAAAUGGCUGCUUUGUCAGAGGCCCUGGCUGAUGGGGUGGAUGAUUUUGGCCCUGAUGAUUUUUAUGAUGAAAUGGAUCCUAUGGAUGCGGCCUUGUUAUCAAUGAUGAUGCAUUCUCAUAUGGAAGAAGAUGACGAAGAUGAAGAAUACAGUGAUGAACAAUAUUAGAUUUUCUUUGUUCAUAUGAUUUUUUAACAGUUUUUGGAGAAGUUUCCUUUAUCACAGGAUGUCACCUAUCUUCUAGUUUGUGAUGAUGUGUUUAGUGCUCCCGUCUAUAGGCCAUAUUUUCUAGAUCAUGUGCCAUCUUGCAUUAGUACUUUCUGAGUCAUGGUACUUAAAGGAAUUUGGGCUUUAGGGGUUUUGUUUUGGAUUUUGUGACUCAUGUUGCUGGGUAGUUAUUUUGCACCAGUGAAUCCAUAAAUACAAUGAAAAGAUUGGUUGGUUUUGAGCCUAGUUAAAGUUCAGUAGUACUUGCAUUUAUCAAUUAAAUUCCAAAGUUCAGUAGUACUUGCAUUAGUACUUUCUGAGUCAUGGUACUUAAAGGAGUUUGGGCUUUAGGGGUUUUGUUUUGGAUUUUGUGACUCAUGUUGCUGGGUAGUUAUUUUGCACCAGUGAAUCCAUAAAUACAAUGAAAAGAUUGGUUGGUUUUGAGCCUAGUUAAA